UCUUAACCUUCUCAGGUGGAACAGUAGGGGAGAGCAAGGGUUUUGCAGAGUAGAACCUGGUAGGGCCGUAGGGGUUUUUUUCGCGGCUUGCAGAGAACCAGAGAGGGUUUUGAGCUACGAGGGCCGCCAAUUGUUUCAGUCUUUCAGAGAAGUUGAAAGCCGCUGGUUUGGUUAAUACCAUGGCAACUAGGUUGCAGUUCGAGAAUUCAUGUGAAAUUGGGGUCUUCUCCAAGCUGACAAAUGCUUAUUGCUUGGUCGCCAUAGGUGGAUCAGAAAACUUUUACAGCACGUUCGAAUCUGAGCUCGCAGAUGUCAUUCCAGUAAUUAAAACCUCCAUAGGUGGAACCCGGAUAGUUGGACGGCUUUGUGCUGGAAACAAAAAUGGGCUUAUUUUGCCUCAUACUACUACUGACCAAGAGCUUCAACACUUGAGAAACAGUUUGCCAGAUGGUGUUGUUGUUCAGCGUGUUGAUGAGAGAUUGUCUGCUCUGGGCAACUGCAUUGCUUGCAAUGACCAUGUUGCUCUUACACACACAGAUCUUGAUAGGGAAACUGAAGAGUUGAUCGCUGAUGUUCUUGGAGUUGAAGUCUUUAGGCAGACAAUUGCCGGAAACAUCCUUGUUGGCAGCUAUUGUGCUUUUUCUAAUAGAGGUGGAUUGGUACAUCCUCAUACAUCUAUUGAAGACUUGGACGAGCUUUCAACUCUCCUCCAGGUUCCUCUGGUGGCUGGAACUGUGAAUCGUGGGAGUGACGUGAUUGCUGCCGGAUUGACAGUGAAUGACUGGACAGCGUUCUGUGGCUCUGAUACCACCGCAACGGAGUUGUCUGUCAUUGAGAGCGUGUUCAAGUUGAGGGAGGCUCAACCUAGUGCUAUUGUCGAUGAAAUGCGAAAAUCGUUGAUUGACAGCUAUGUCUAAAGUUUUGUUCACAUUUAAGCAUCCUUGGCACCAAUACUAUAUAGAAGGGAAUUGAUUUUUCUGCUCUUUGCUUUGUUCUUGUGUUUGUAAUGUUGAAAUGAUGUUGUCAUGGUAAUCAAAUACAUUUGUUUUAAAGUGUUA
Ipomoea nil (Japanese morning glory) is the source of this 1058-nucleotide messenger RNA. RefSeq names its product eukaryotic translation initiation factor 6-2. Gene Ontology annotation, molecular function: ribosomal large subunit binding. Gene Ontology annotation, cellular component: cytosol; preribosome, large subunit precursor; nucleolus. Gene Ontology annotation, biological process: maturation of 5.8S rRNA; cytosolic ribosome assembly; ribosomal subunit export from nucleus. The coding region runs from base 180 to 917 and encodes 245 amino acids. The record is from RefSeq and is a predicted model, not a curated record. The transcript is spliced from 7 exons. Lineage: Eukaryota; Viridiplantae; Streptophyta; Magnoliopsida; Solanales; Convolvulaceae.